ACAAACAAAAAGGAAAAGACGCGACGUAUCGGAAGAGGCAGAUAGAGAGAGAGCAGAGGACGAAGAAGAGGAAGAAGAGGAGUGGCAGCGGAAUCGACAAGGACCAGGAAAAAGAAGAAGAUUACGCUCCUAGAGAAAAUGACCGUUUCCGCCGCAGUGGACCAAUACACGGUGCUGACCGGGGACCGUUCGAAGAUCAAGGACCUGCUGUGCAGCCGGCUGACGGAGUGCGGCUGGCGGGACGAGGUGCGCCUGAUGUGCCGCACCAUUCUGCUGGAGAAGGGCACCAACAACAGCUUCACCGUGGAGCAGCUCAUCACGGAGGUGACACCCAAGGCGCGCACCCUGGUUCCGGAUGCCGUGAAGAAGGAGCUCCUCAUGAAGAUCCGCACCAUUCUCACGGAGAACGAGGAGGAGGAGGCCGACGAGGAGAUGGAGGAGGACCCAUGAACUGAACCAUGAUGAUUUCCACGCAACACUACAGUAAUUACUCAGUUUUAUUUGUACGGUUUUAUACAUAAAUCCCGGCCAGGGAACGGAUACACAAAGUA
Drosophila elegans is the source of this 551-nucleotide messenger RNA. RefSeq names its product enhancer of yellow 2 transcription factor (gene e(y)2). Gene Ontology annotation, molecular function: chromatin binding; transcription coactivator activity. Bases 139 to 450 code for a protein of 103 amino acids. The transcript is spliced from 2 exons. Gene Ontology annotation, cellular component: DUBm complex; SAGA complex; nuclear pore. The record is from RefSeq and is a predicted model, not a curated record. Lineage: Eukaryota; Metazoa; Arthropoda; Insecta; Diptera; Drosophilidae. Gene Ontology annotation, biological process: regulation of transcription by RNA polymerase II; poly(A)+ mRNA export from nucleus; positive regulation of DNA-templated transcription.